Molecule: messenger RNA, 599 nt
Organism: Triticum aestivum (bread wheat)
Lineage: Eukaryota; Viridiplantae; Streptophyta; Magnoliopsida; Poales; Poaceae
Product: protein H2A.6-like
Exons: 2
Coding region: 13-480 (155 amino acids)
Cellular component (GO): nucleosome
Molecular function (GO): protein heterodimerization activity; structural constituent of chromatin; DNA binding
Source: RefSeq, a predicted model, not a curated record
AGCAGCAGCGAGAUGGCUGCCAGGAAGGGCGUCGCGAGGAAGAAGGCAGUGACCCGCUCCGUCAAGGCUGGGCUCCAGUUCCCCGUCGGCCGCAUCGGGCGCUACCUCAAGAAGGGCCGCUACGCGCAGCGCGUCGGCUCCGGCGCCCCCGUCUACCUCGCUGCCGUCCUGGAGUACCUCGCCGCCGAGGUCCUGGAGCUCGCCGGCGACGCGGCCAAGGAAAGCAAGAAGGCCCGCAUCAUCCUGCGCCACCUGAUGAUCGCUGUCCAGGGCGACCCGGAGCUCAGCCGGCUGCUCGCCGGCGUCACCAUCGCCCACGGCGGCGUGGUGCCCUACAUCAACUCCGCGCUGCUCCCCAAGAAGAAGGCCGCCGGCGCCGCAGAGAAGUUCCCCAAGAAGACGGCCGCCGCUACCAAGUCCCCCAAGAAGACGGCCGCCGCUACCAAGUCCCCCAAGAAGAAGGCUGCAGCCACAAAUUAAGGAGUAGCCGUCUGCAAUUGAUCUUGUGAAUGCUUGCCACCUGCUUUUGGUUCCGAACAUUUGUCAUCUCUAUGAACUUCUCUCUUCCAUCAUCCGAAAAUCCCCCCGCUCUUUGCUCA